UAGGUGAGACCAGGCUCUCCGGAAGUGAUUUUCCGGAAGAAGCAUGGCUGCUCCCUAGAUCUGGCCAGGCUUUGCAUUCUGAACCGCGGACGCCAUGCAGUCAGAUGAUGUUAUCUGGGAUACACUAGGAAACAAGCAGUUUUGUUCCUUUAAGAUUAGAACUAAGACUCAGAGUUUUUGCAGAAAUGAAUAUAGCCUGACUGGACUGUGUAAUCGGUCGUCUUGUCCCCUGGCAAACAGUCAGUAUGCCACUAUCAAAGAAGAGAAAGGACAGUGCUACUUGUAUAUGAAGGUUAUAGAGCGAGCAGCUUUUCCUAGGCGUCUCUGGGAACGGGUCCGGCUUCAUAAAAACUAUGAGAAAGCACUGGAGCAGAUAGAUGAAAAUCUAAUUUACUGGCCCCGUUUCAUUCGACACAAGUGUAAGCAGAGAUUCACCAAGAUCACCCAGUACCUAAUUCGAAUUAGAAAACUUACACUAAAGCGACAGAGGAAACUUGUUCCCUUGAGUAAGAAGGUGGAACGGAGGGAAAAAAGAAGAGAGGAAAAGGCAUUAAUAGCUGCUCAGCUGGAUAAUGCUAUUGAAAAGGAAUUGCUGGAGAGACUGAAACAAGAUACGUAUGGUGACAUCUACAACUUCCCCAUUCAUGCUUUCGACAAGGCCCUGGAACAGCAGGAGGCAGAGAGUGACUCUUCAGAUUCUGAGGAAAAAGAUGACGAAGAUGAAGAAGAUGUGGGGAAGAGAGAGUUUGUGGAAGAUGAUGAGGUGGAGGAGAGUGACAUAAGUGAUUUUGAGGAUAUGGAUAAACUGGAUGCCAGCAGUGAUGAAGAUCAGGAUGAUAAAUCCUCCAUCGAGGAAGAAGAAAAGGCCCUUGAUACCAGACAUAAAGGCAAAACACCCUUGAAAGGACCCUUGCGGAGAAAACGAGCCUAUGUGGAGAUAGAGUAUGAGCAGGAGACAGAGCCUGUGGCCAAGGCCAAAACAACGUGACUUUUCUUUGGACAUUUAUAAAUAGGACUGAACAUUUUCAGCAUCCUCCUUUCUUUUACCAUAAACGUGCACACCUCCAGUUUUAGCUUUCAUAUAGUACUUAACACAAUAUUUGUGUUUUUAAUAUUUAUGCUACUUCUGUGGGGCACGAAAUCUGGGAGGGAGCGGAGGAAGCCUUAAGUUGUGAACAGAGUAUUUUUAUAGCGUUGGCAUAUGCUUUGAAGUAACAGCUUGAGCCCAAGAAGCUUAACAGAUGAAUUUGUGGGUAUAAAUAUUUCUAAAUUUUAAAUGCUAUCCACCCGUUUCCUUGGCGUCCUCCCCUCCAAUCCCCCAACUUUAUUUAGAAAUGCCCAGACUUCAUUUUUUUUCUUGUUCUCUUUUCCCUACUUCUUUGGGAAUAAAAGAAGGAAAAAGAAGGUCUAAGUUAUAA
Molecule: messenger RNA, 1418 nt
Organism: Zalophus californianus (California sea lion)
Lineage: Eukaryota; Metazoa; Chordata; Mammalia; Carnivora; Otariidae
Gene: MAK16
Product: MAK16 homolog
Exons: 10
Coding region: 95-988 (297 amino acids)
Biological process (GO): maturation of 5.8S rRNA; maturation of LSU-rRNA
Cellular component (GO): preribosome, large subunit precursor; nucleolus
Source: RefSeq, a predicted model, not a curated record